UCCUAGCUCCCAGUUGUGACUCCCAUAGCCUUCCAACCGUUGAAUCCCUUACUUGAGGAAGGUCUGAUCUCUCGUAGCUCUCGCCGUCGAAGGGCCAUUUCCUUGCGUCACCAUCUCGGUCCUUUAGGAGCUGCUUGUCACCUCACCAUCUCUGAUCUCAUAAAAUCCGGAUCUGUCAUCGUUGUUGUCGGUUUGGAGCUACUGCUGGAAUUUAAGAUGGUUAGAAAAGGUCUUUACACAAAAAAAAAAAAAUCAAAUUUAGGACCAGCGUAUUAGCAACCUCAAAUGGGAGCGCCUGCAGCUUUGUCUUCCCACCACAAUGACUUUCAAAUUUUUCGGGUCAGUGGUGAUGGUGUUCUCACAACUUCAUGCCCGUUCUGUCCACCCUGCAGUAAACCAAAGCCUGAUCCACAGACGAGCACAAAUAGUACCCAGAACUUGGAGAUUCCGAUGGGCGAUGGCAUAAUCAAGCAGGCAAAAUUAAGUGUAAGGGAAGCUAUGGAACGGCCUAAUGGUAGAAGGAUCAUACUCAAGUUCAACAGCAAACUACAACCAAUUGGAGACAAAGCUGGACUGUUGAGUGGCAUUCUUGGUCUGGUAGGAGUUGACUAUGAAAAAUUUUCUAUCUGUGAGAAAAGUUGGCACAAGAUUACCACUAAAGACAAGGUUUAUAAUAAAUGUGUAAAGCAAAUUUUUUACUUUGACGAGGAUAGUGAAGGAACUAUCAAAAAAAAUAUUUUGAAAAGUAUGGGGAAGUCCUGGAAGGAUACAACACUGAGGUUGUAUGAUGCUUAUUAUGACUCAACAUUAAUGGCUGAACAAAAUAUUGAGAACCGCCCACCAGUAAUUGAUAGAGAGCAUUGGAGAUGGUUCCUUGGAUAUCGCAGUAAACCUAAGAAUGAAAUGAUUGACGAGAUUGAGCAACAUGAUGAGUCUUCUAGAGUGUUGUCUCAAAAUGAUUCGCUUGCUCAAGCUUUCAAAAAAGAGAAACCGGGUAGAGCAGAGUUGGAAGCCGAGAAAUUGAAAAGGAAUGCGAUGGAGGAUGAAACAACAACAGAGAAGAAAAAGAGGCAGGCAAUAGAGAGUGCUCUGAGAUAUCUAUUUCAACGGCAGGGUGAGGAACUGCCUCUAGACAUCGCUGCGGAGAUCAAUUCUGUGGAAGGAUAG
This is a messenger RNA of Arachis stenosperma, 1167 nucleotides long. RefSeq lists its product as uncharacterized. The record is from RefSeq and is a predicted model, not a curated record. NCBI's taxonomy places the organism in Eukaryota, Viridiplantae, Streptophyta, Magnoliopsida, Fabales, Fabaceae. The transcript is spliced from 6 exons. Bases 286 to 1167 code for a protein of 293 amino acids.